Messenger RNA from Caenorhabditis angaria, 552 nucleotides. The record is from the annotation of a GenBank genome assembly. NCBI's taxonomy places the organism in Eukaryota, Metazoa, Nematoda, Chromadorea, Rhabditida, Rhabditidae.
UUGAAAAUUAUUUAUCAGGGGUUAGUUUAUCGCUAUGACGUGGAAAAAAUGUUUUUUAUUGCAGAUGCCCCGAAGAAAAAGUUCGGAAUCGUCUCCUCAGUGAUCCAAUUAUCAAAUCAAGUAAUAUUUACUCAACAAAAAUGAAAGUUUUUCGAUUUGAUGGAUCGAGAAGAGUUCGAAUCAAAUGUUCGAUUGAUGUUUGUGUUGAAUCUUGUCCACCGGUACGUGUUUUAUAAUACAAAAAAUUCAAAUUUUAAUUUUCAAAAAAAAUCAAGUUUUCCUAUCUCUUCCACUAACAAAAACAUGAGAAAUCUAUGCCCGUCGAAAAAAAAAAUUACCAAAAUGUUGAAUAGUUCAGUGUAGAAACAGAAAUGGAGUUAGCAGAACUGAAUGGUACAUGAAAAAUUCACAUUUUCUGAUUUUCAGCUUGAAAUAUUGAUGGAUUGGAUUUCAAUGUCAAGAACGUGGAAAACUUGGGGGAUUUUGGAUAUCUCAAAGAUUUUGAUUGGGAUUUUCGAAUGUUCGAUGAUUUUUGUGUCAUUUGAGAAAUAG